AUAUAAACAACGAUCUUUUUUUUGGCCAAUGUAUUAAAUGCAAUGUUUCGGUUUUUUGUAUAUUGUGGACGCGCUAACCACGUCUAAAAAUUCAAAUAAGUAAAAUAGAUUCAUAAAACAAAAAUUUCGGAAGGUGGCACCCUUCCUUUAAUGCGCGAAAUGACAUUGUUCGUUCCAGCAAUACCUUUAUCUUCUCCUUUUGACUUUUGAUGAAGAGCUCGCAAAAUUGACCCAUCUUACUAUUGAUAGGUAUCACUAAAAUCGAAUAUGAAAAUCAGAUACCUAAAUACACGGAAUCAGAGAUAAUCAGAGAAACGUUUCAAAACUCAUGCUACCUACUUUUCUUUAGUUAUUUACACCAGUCACAUAAUCCAUAGUUAGGUACGCCAUCCUCUCUUCAAGUGAUCGCACUAGUGUCACCAGCCUCGAGCUCGGGGCGGCACGGAUGAAAGUGCGGCUAUCUCGUGUGCAUCACCGACUGCAAUCGCAGGUGUUUUUAUCUAGUGGCACUCGCCGUCACAAGAACAGGCGCUGGCCGGGACGGGGCGCGUGUCGCCCCGGGUGUCUGUCUCAGCGCCGUGCCGAGGCGGGCCGGCCGUGACGGCUGUGACCCGGUUCGCAUGUCAUCCAUCAGGUGGGAUGUCGUCUCGACGCGGCGAGAAAUGAAGACGGCGAACGGCUAGAAUCCACGCUCGCGGCGCACGCAAAACCGCGCCGUUUUGACGGUUCGGUCAGCGCAGAGCGUCGGGUUUGUCGCCGCUGGCGGGAUGAUCGCGCGCGCAGUGUACGCAACAUCAGCAAGAACGGCCCUCGGCUCUUCGUCUGAAGGGCGGCGGGACGGAAAAUCGCAGCCGGGGAGGCGGAGGAGGCGGUACCUAUAUAGACGGAGAUGCCGACCGGAGAAGCACAGAAGGGGAGAGUGACCUCACCAAGACCAGCCGACUCCAGCCAUCAUGAGAUUGCUACCUUUGCUGACCUGUGUGAGCGCGCUGGCGGCGGUGUCGCUAUCCGCCCCGGUGGAGCCGGACCAGGAGAGCCCUCCGGCGGCGUUCUCCGACUUUUCGUCCACCGAGGACGACCUGCAGGCCUCCGGCACCAUCAGCAAGCUGAACUGGGCGCGGCCAGGACGCCACCGACCGCACUACGUCGUGUACCAUGUGCCGCACGGCCACGGCGGGCACAGCGGCUGGAGCGGAGGGCACGGCGGCUGGACUGGAGGGCACGGAGGGUGGACCGGAGGGCACGGAGGGUGGACCGGAGGUCACGGAGGGUGGACCGGAGGGCACGGAGGCUGGACUGGCGGUGGAGGACAUGGCGGAUGGACUGGCGGCUGGAGAGGAGGCUGGGGAGGCUGGAGAAGGCGGCCUGGCUACGUCAUCGUGGUGCACAGGCCGGUGACCUACGGCUGGGUCGGCGGAGGCGGUCAGGACUGGGGCGGCACCGAGUACCACGGCACGGGCUCGCAGUACCAGCAGCAGUACACCGAGUACCCGCAGCAGUACGACGCCCAGGAGCAGGGCUACGGCGCCGGGACGGACGAGUACGCCAGUGACGACAUGUACUCGGAAUGACCAGUCGUGAGCUGAGGUCACUGGACUGUGGCCGUCAGUGCAGUGGAUGUGAUCUUAUGUGUACUGCUAAGUUUCGCCUCUGCUUUGUAUAUCGUUUGUUUGCUAUUGGAGCGUAUGUUUUUGAAACAUUUUUAUUUAUACCAAUGUAAAUAUGUUUUAAUAAAAAAUCCUAUAAUU
Amphibalanus amphitrite is the source of this 1748-nucleotide messenger RNA. Its product is annotated as ATP-dependent RNA helicase A-like. The coding region runs from base 954 to 1571 and encodes 205 amino acids. Lineage: Eukaryota; Metazoa; Arthropoda; Thecostraca; Balanomorpha; Balanidae. The transcript has 4 exons. The record is from RefSeq and is a predicted model, not a curated record.